This is a messenger RNA of Salmo salar (Atlantic salmon), 5282 nucleotides long. The record is from RefSeq and is a predicted model, not a curated record. NCBI's taxonomy places the organism in Eukaryota, Metazoa, Chordata, Actinopteri, Salmoniformes, Salmonidae.
UACGUGUGAUGGACUAUUGUUUAGGAAUGUUAAUCUUCUCAAAUAACAGGGCGUUAAUGCUGAAAUAUUUUCAACGCAUUCCUUAUGUGUAAUUACUGUAGCUGCACCCUUGUGAUGCAUAACAAUACUGCGCUUGAUUGAACUGAAUUGGAGAACCAUGUUUUGAUUGAUUCAACCACAGCCAACCACGCACGCUUUGGUAUGUCUACCCUCCUUUUCGUCGGCUAAAAGUGGCACAAAGACGCGCUGGCUUUAGGACUUUUUACAAGUUUGGUCUUCCCCUUUAAAAGUCUACAGCCCUAGCGGUGAUCAUUGGUCUGAAAACUCUGCGGAGGGGAGAAGAGAAUGAAAUAGCUUGAACAAGAAGCCGGGAUCAUGGCGGCACCGCUCGGGCGGGACACUCUACCUGACCACUGGUCCUAUGGAGUUUAUCGAGAUGGCAGGGUCUUCUUCAUCAAUGAUAAAACUCACAGCACUACUUGGCUCCAUCCCCGUACGGGUGAACCUGUCAACUCUGGACACAUGAUACGAUCAGAUUUACCACUGGGAUGGGAAGAAGGAUUCUCGGACGAGGGGGCCAGCUACUUCAUUAACCAUAACCAGAAGAGCACGUCGUUCCGACACCCUGUGACUGGACAGAUCUCUCCAGAAAACACUGAAUAUAUGCUCCACGACAAGACAGAGUCCCGGGGCAUGUCCAAGCCACCGCCACCGGCCAGUCAGAGGCCCCCCAGCAUGGUCAGCCAGACUUCCAAGGCAGUGACCUCAUCAACAGUGGACGCCACCUCAGGGUCAAAGCCGCAGGGCUCUAGGAGUAGUGGCAAGGUACACAGCUUCGGCAAGAGGGACCAAGCCAUCAAGAGGAACCCCAAUAUCCCUGUGGUGGUCAGGGGAUGGCUCUACAAACAGGACAGCUCUGGAAUGAGACUGUGGAAGAGGAAGUGGUUUGUGUUGUCCGACUACUGCUUGUUUUAUUACAAAGACAGCAGAGAGGAGAUGGUUUUGGGGAGCAUCCCCCUGCCCAGUUAUGUCAUCGCCCCUGUGGAGCCUGAUGACCACAUCAGCCGCAAGUAUGCCUUCAAGGCGAGCCACACAGGAAUGCGCUCCUACAUUUACAAUAAGAACUCUGUGAUUGGCUCGCAGGCAGAGCACGGUGGGAUGAGGACGUACUUCUUCAGUGCCGACACGCAGGAGGACAUGAAUGGUUGGAUCCGAGCCAUGAACCAGGCUGCUCUCAUGCAGAGUCAAGGCAUCAAGAGAGAGGCAGUCACAGAGAGACCAGAAAUGUCAGUGCAGCAGGCAGUACCACAGACCAACCACGUUAACAACAACAACACCAGUAAGAGCCACUCCCAGUCGCGUUCAGGGAGCCUCCAGCGGCCCGAGAGAGAGGAGCCUCCGGAGGGGGAGAUCCGACUGAGCCAGGGGGACGAGGAGAGGUACGUGUUGGAGGCUCCUAGAAAGCUCAGCCAUCCAGCCACGGAGGUAGAGGUGGACAGGCUCUCCCCAGACACUCUCCCUGGCCCCUCACACCGCAGGAAUGGCCAGGCCCACACAGUCCUCGCCACGCUGCCCCCUGAGCAGAAUGGGAACGUCGUGUAUAAGAGGGGCUUUGUCCCACGGACAGCCACAGAGAAGCAGGUGCAGAGGAAGACAGCUCUAGCUCAGGUGGAGCACUGGGUCAAAGUACAGAAGGGAGAUCCCAAGAGCAACACACCCACUACUGAGUACGCCCUCCCCCUCCCUCGGCGGACCCCUCCCCUGCAGCCUAAGGCCGUGGUAGUAGAGGCCUACCAGACAUUGCCAAAGACCCCCAGACUCCCGUCUGGCGGGAGCUCCCCUUCGGCGCCCCGCAACCUGCCCAGCGACUACAAAUAUGCCCAUGACCGGCUCAGCCACUUCCGCAUGUCCACCGAUGAGCGCAUGGCCACCAAGGAGGGCAUGGUAUGGCAGCUGUAUGAGUGGCAGCAGCGCCAGCAGUUCCGCCACGGCAGCCCCACGGCGCCCAUCUACACCGGGCCAGACUUCCUGGACACGGCCUCCUUCAGGGUCACUGUGGAGAUGCCUCGCUCCAUCUCUGUGCCCCCUUCCCCCUGUGAAGUACCCCCAUCUAUCCCCACCUUCAAACCACUGUCCCCCCACAGACCACACACCCCCUCAGACAGGGUGACGGUCAAGCCGCUGGAUGAGGUGCCACCUGGGGAGUCCCCCACCGGCUCCAGUUCUCCUAGACGGGUGUUUUCUCAGCUCUCUAAGACUAGUCAGCUGGAGAGACGGUCAAUGCCAGCCAUGGGCUACAUCACACACACAGUCAGCGCACCAAGCUUGCAUGGGAAAACGCCGGAGGAGCUGACCCUGCUGCUCAUUCAGCUCAGGAGUCACCAGGCCAAGAUGGCUGGUGUCCACGGCGACGCCCUCCACCACCUACAUCACAACGGCCUCCUAGGCCCCAGCCUGCAGGCAGAUGAUACUUACAUGCAACUGAAGAAGGACCUGGAUUAUCUAGAUCUGAAGGUGGGCCCCAAGAAAAAAGAUAAUGUUACAGGGCGUGAAACUCUAAAAGACAGACCAUCGAGACCUGUUAAGAUAGCAGAGAGCGAUGUUGAUGUGAAGUUAAGUCGACUGUGUGAACAAGACAAGAUCCUUCAGGAGCUGGAAACAACGAUACGCACGCUCAAGGAAGACAAGGACAAGUUGGAGUCCGUGCUGGACGUGUCCCACCAGCAGAUGGAGCAGUACCGGGACCAGCCGGCCCACCAGGAGAAGAUAUCCUACCAGCAGAGACUACUGCAGGAGGACGUGGUGCACAUCAGAGCUGAGAUCUCUCAGGUGUCCACGGAGAUGGAGAAUGUGUGGAACGAGUACAGCAGCCUGGAGAGAGAUGUAGACUGGUUGAGGACAGCUCUGGAGGGCCAGAUGAACCGCAGUGGUCUCUCUCAGAAGGAGAUGUGCCAGAUCAAGAGGGAGUUGUGGAGGAUUGAAGAUGUAAUAGCAGGCCUCAGCUCCAGCAAAGCCAACUACCAAGUCACCAUCUCCUCUGUGACCAACCCAGGUGAGAGGAGUGCUGUGGCUCUGCCUCCGCUUGCCUCUACUAACACACACUGGAGCUCAGGACGAGAGAGAAAACUUGUGCCUUCCGUGUCACCGUCGUCAGUGCCUUCUCUGUCUGCCAGUCCCUCCCUGGGAGAGAUGAGACUGGCCCAGCAGCACAGCCCCCACCUCAGCCCCACAACCCCCACCCCCACCUCCACCCAGCACACCACCGCAGCCCUCGCCAUGUCUGUGCCAAAAUGUGCAGAUGAGGGCGCCCCUCCCCGACCACCACUACCUCAGCUAUACAGUCCUGAGGACCACGCCCCGGCCGUGCCUCCGCUGCCCAGGGAGACCAGUGUCAUCAGACACACGUCUGUACGAGGCCUCAAACGACAGUCUGACGAACGCAAGCGGGACAGGGAGAUCGGCCAAUUCACCAACGGAGACAACAAGGUGGAGCUGCGCACCUUCCUGAGUGAACCUGAGCUUCUGGGAGUGGGAGGGUCUGGUCACAUGAGGAUGGGGGCCUUGGGGCAUGAUGGUGGCUACCAGACCCUACCAAGCAGAGGGCCGGCUGGCUCCUCAUCCAGGCUAAAUCAGUCCACAAACAUCUCCUCAUAUGUUACCCUCAGAAGAGGAGCUUCAGCCGCCUCAGGCCUGAAGGAGAGACCAAAGAGUGCCUUGGAGCGUCUGUACUCUGGGGAUGUGCUGCAGCAGCAGAGCAGGGGGAGGAUGAGUGCUGAGGAGCAGCUGCAGAGGAUGAAGAGGCACCAGAAAGCUCUGGUCCGCCAGCGCAAGAGGACCCUGAGUCAAGGAGAACGCCAGGCCUCUUCAUCACGAGCCUCCUCAUCAUCACAGCAACGCCCCCUUUCCGCAGACCUGGGUUCAUGGAGGCGAGAGCAGGAGUUUGACCUGCAGUUGCUGGAGCGGGCGGUGCAGGGGGAGGAGGCGCGGGGAGUGGUCCAGGGCGAGGAGUGUCGAGCGGAGCACAGUGAUAGACCUCGGUCCCAGUCAGACGAGUGGCUGACCCUCCACUCUACAGCCACGUCCACACUUACCCGGGAGGCGGACCUGGAGACGCUGGACUAUGACCUGGACCUCAGCCGAGAGCUGGCCAAACCUCAGAAGGUGUUCAUCCCUGAACGCUACGUAGACACAGAGCCUGAGGAACCUCUCAGCCCUCAGGAGGUGGAGGCUCGCCAUCGCAACAGGGAGCGCAUCAAGAACAUUCUGGCCAAGUCCAGUGUUCAGAUCCUAGCGGGGCCCUCUGUGGCGGUGGACAAGCCAGAGGUGGUGGGUCUGGACUCAGCCCUGCUGAAGCAGGAGAGGAUCAUCACUAUGUCUUACGCCCUGGCCUCAGAGGCCUCCCUGAAGAGCAAGCAGGUCGCAGUAGUACCACUGCACCCUAACAUCCCCAUCGUGCCUCCUCCUCCUCCUCCUCCACUUCCUCCUCCUCUUCCUCCUGUCUCUCAGGCACCUCCCCCUCCUCCUCCUCUAAGCAACGGAUUUCACUUCUCGUUUGUCUAAUCAGAGAAAACAAACCAAAGCGCUUUCUAGACACUGAGGUGCUGUUCCAUGAUGACAAUACAACCUGGAUUCUUGAAGAAAGAAAGACCUUGUUUGGUUGUGACAGUUACACUGUUAUACAGUAGAUGGGCGUUAGUGAACAUUUAACCUGCCCCAGUAGCACGCAGCAGGACUUACUCGCUGAUGCAUUUUUAGUAGCUAAAAUUAAGUAACUAUUUUCUUAAGAAAAUGUAUGUCUGCCGUGGAAGCUGCUGUGCAUAUUAACUUUGGAAGUGUCUAACAGAUGUUAAUCCCAUAAUAGAAAAUGUUUUAUACAUGUUAUUGCACUUUUAGCAUUAUACUGUAUCAUAGUAAAGAACUGAAAGAGAUAUUUUCAAGGUGAGAAUGUUUUGUCUUGCAGUGUGAUCUGAAUUUGGAGGGAACUUGUAUUUUUUCAAAAAAGUUAAUGAGAGUAUUCACCAACUGGAAGGUCGAUAUGAACAUGUGUCAUGUUGAUUGUAUUUUUGUCAAAACUCAGAUGAUAUUCUUACACCAAAUCACUUGAAAUGUAAUGUGUGUUUGUAUCUAGCACUGCCAGUCUCUUAUUGGCUUGCCAAAUUGAUUUUAUUUUUGCUUACAACAUUGGGAGGAGAAUAACAUUGAACAUAAUAUUUUCUGGAUGGCUUGGGCAGGUUGCACAAUGAUAAUUAUUAAAAAUGUAAAUAUUAAAGAUAUUAACAAUG